This is a messenger RNA of Aspergillus wentii DTO 134E9, 1735 nucleotides long. RefSeq lists its product as uncharacterized. The transcript has a single exon. NCBI's taxonomy places the organism in Eukaryota, Fungi, Ascomycota, Eurotiomycetes, Eurotiales, Aspergillaceae. Bases 99 to 1454 code for a protein of 451 amino acids. The record is from RefSeq and is a predicted model, not a curated record.
UCGCUAUCUUAGGUUAUCUAUCGUGGAUGGCGAUAUUAAAGAAUCAACGGCUGUCGUUGCUUUUCCUGACUACAUCCAUCUCCUUAUGAAGGGUAGCCAUGUCGUUUGCACUUCCUAAUGAUGUCUUAUUGCUGGUCGGAGACUUUAUCGAGGACCAUGAGGAUCGGUAUAAUCUGAUCUUUGUGUGUCGCCAUUUUCACGACUUGUUUUUGCGCACUGUUUAUAGAGACGCGUCGUUGAGGAACUGCACUCAGCUCAAGUCGUUCCUUGCUGCUAUCUUGCGACGUCCAGAGCUGGCUCGGGCGGUUCGCACACUCGAUUUUGAUGAAUGGCAAACGCCAAGUGCGGGGGAGACUCACGAUGACCUGAGCGUGUUCAGCACCUUGAUCGAAAAUGUCAGCCAAAGCGACGAAGAAUACGCAAAAUGGGAGCAGGAUCUCCGAAAAGGCAGUGCAGAGGCGUGGAUUGCUCUUCUGCUGCCUCUUGUCAGCAAUGUGAAGCAGCUGAAUCUGGUCUAUCCAAAGGAGAAUACGUAUCUGGAUCGCACGAUGCAACGGGCUAUCAAAGGCGAUAAGCCGUUUGACAAGCAGCCUGCGCUCCGUGCUCUAGAGCAGGUCUCUAUGAAGCAUCUUGACGAUGAGGACUGCAAAGGAAGUUAUAUGCCGUCGCAACUUCUGCCAUUUUUCCGCUUCCCAUCCAUGCAGAGCAUCUCAGCAGACUCGGUCGUUGAAUCGACAUCUCAACCUGAUCAGACAGAACCAGUGGAUAGCUCUAUUUCAGAAAUCCAUCUCACGACAAGCAACGGACCCAGCGGCAUGGAUAGUCUCAUCUCCUGCUCGUCUCUCAAAUCCUUCAAAUAUCAACACUCGGACAACCACCUCCUCGCAGAAGGAUACCAACCAUCUGCCUUUUAUCGCUCGCUGGCCAGCAGUAAAAACACACUCGAAACCCUCUGGCUCGACUCACAUGGCACUCACUACCCUUUCACCAUCACCGGCGCCAACGAAACCCACGACGAAUGGUUCGGAUCGCUGACCGAUUUCACCGUCCUCAAAGACAUCCGCAUUCGACUCCCCAAUCUCCUUGAUAUCCGCUAUCAGCCUGAUCCAGCGACUUCUCUACCUGAUAUUCUCCCCAAAUCAGUCGAAUCACUCUACAUAGAAGGCUGCAAGGAGAACUCCCUCUCCACUCUCAUCGCGCAACUCAAACUGGUGCUUAGUAAACGCCGGUCGCGAUUCCCCAAUCUUCGCACUGUCGAUAUCGAAGGGUUCUUCCAUGAUGAGGAAGACUAUGAGGACUCGGGCUACGAUGCCAGUGCAGUGGGUGCAGAGAAAACCAUCAAGCCUCGCGUGUAUUCGAUGGCGGAGCCGUUGCAUGCUUCUUGCGCUGAGGCGGAGAUUCAGCUGAAUCUUCGCGAUCGUGAUUGUCCGAGUACAAUGGUAGGGUCAGUGUGAUUGAUUAUGAUAUACGACUGAUAGAUAAAAUUGCUUUGGUUUACUUUGCUUGUUUAUUUAUUUAUGUUGGUUGUUGUUCUACGCCCCCCUGCACAUAUACACUUGCCUAUAUACAUGAUUGUUCUGACUUUGAUGCACAUACACAUAUAAAUUUCCUCAUAUUUGAUUUAGCGAUUCAUUUACCCCAUUUCAUGUUUAUAGAUAGCGUUGCUUUAUGCCUGGAUUCACAAAUACAACAUCUGAGUGGCAUCGCCACCGUUUUGCAAUCAAUCCACUUUCCC